Molecule: messenger RNA, 306 nt
Organism: Kazachstania africana CBS 2517
Lineage: Eukaryota; Fungi; Ascomycota; Saccharomycetes; Saccharomycetales; Saccharomycetaceae
Gene: MRPL37
Product: mitochondrial 54S ribosomal protein mL54
Exons: 1
Coding region: 1-306 (101 amino acids)
Cellular component (GO): mitochondrial large ribosomal subunit
Molecular function (GO): structural constituent of ribosome
Source: RefSeq, a predicted model, not a curated record
AUGUUAAGAUUAUCUAGGCGCUUUUUUAGCCAUUCACGAUCUGUUUUACAGAGCACAAAAUGCUUACUUGUAUCAUCCUGCCCUGAAGGAACCCCAUUAAAACUUGGAGUAAGGAAGGGGCAAAAGCCGCCUCUAGCAUUGAAAGAUGAAGAGUAUCCUGGGUGGUUAUGGUCAGUACUUAACGAGGAGUCAGCUAACACGCAAAAAGAAUUAUCACCCAUCCAAGAGCUAGAACUACGAAGGAAACAGCUGAGAAAACUAAAUAGAGAUAAGAUUAAGCAAAAGAACUUCUUGAGUGAAUUAUGA